Messenger RNA from Penicillium verhagenii, 345 nucleotides. RefSeq lists its product as uncharacterized. Gene Ontology annotation, molecular function: zinc ion binding; DNA-binding transcription factor activity, RNA polymerase II-specific. Bases 1 to 345 code for a protein of 114 amino acids. The record is from RefSeq and is a predicted model, not a curated record. The transcript has 2 exons. Gene Ontology annotation, biological process: regulation of DNA-templated transcription. NCBI's taxonomy places the organism in Eukaryota, Fungi, Ascomycota, Eurotiomycetes, Eurotiales, Aspergillaceae.
AUGUCGCAGAACAAAAUGUUUCGCACACUCUUGCCAGCGAAUGAGAAGGACGCGAUAGAGCCCCUGAUCGCAGAGCCCGCCAAAGAAAUGCGGCGCAACUGCUCUGGAACGACACCAUGCAACAGAUGUUCAACUGAAAGCCGCCAGUGUCUAUAUGAUCAUAUCGGUGACCGCCGACGCAAAGCGUAUACUGCCGGGUUGUUGAAUUCUCAUGCUGCUCUUCGUCGACUGGCUGCCAAGCUCCGCUCCGCACCCCCCGAGGAAAUAUCAUGGUUGGUCUGGGAAAUUCAAAGCUUGCCAAACGACGAAGAUGCAGUGAAUUACCUCAUUCGCCUGCUAGAUUAG